AUGGGUUUCGUCGCACAUCGAGCAGGACAGGCGCUGGAGUUGAAUCUUUGGCCACCCAGUGCGGCAGUCACGUUAGCCGCUCUUCCGUACCUGAAAAGCUUCUACGACAGUAUCUACGAGCGAAUGUUCGGCAAGUUGGAGCGAAGAUGGAUUGCGGAGGUGCAGCCGCACCAGUUGGAUACAAAUGAUGGUAAUGCGCUGCCCGUGCAUCCUGAGCCAGACCGACCCAAUGACGACAACAGGGUUCUGAUGACUAUCAACUCGGAAGGCAACACUUGGCAAUCUGGCGGAUAUUGUCCUCGGAGCGCUCGCGCUCCCAGCCAUAUCUGCCUCGAUGGGCGGACUGCUAACGUACAUUUUGCCCAAUUCUGCCGUGAUUGUGUUGAGCAGAUGUUCCUCGGGCGCAAUCAAAGACGAAGAAUUGCAUCCUCCUCUAUGUUGUGUGAAAGGGCGGUUGAAUGGACUGCUAAAGAUCGAUCGCACAUACUGCGCGGAGCCGACAUGUUCGAAGCUGAUUCCUCCAUUUGCCAAACAGAAUGA
Molecule: messenger RNA, 540 nt
Organism: Aspergillus luchuensis
Lineage: Eukaryota; Fungi; Ascomycota; Eurotiomycetes; Eurotiales; Aspergillaceae
Exons: 2
Coding region: 1-540 (179 amino acids)
Source: RefSeq, a predicted model, not a curated record